CAAUUACCAUGUUACCGACUCUACCAGGAAUUCGAGAAUUGUUAAAAGUUAUGAGAAGCGAUGUCUUUUUUUAUAACAUGCAUUCAGAUAUUUUGACACAAAGCGGGAUCCAGUAUGACCAUGAAAAUGAUUUGGUUAACCCUGGCACGUGUGAAACUGCUAUCUCUACGUCGGACGGCUGCCGUGAUUCACCUCAAGAUUCACCACCAAAGCCUACCUAUACCAUGUUAACCUCAAAAACCAAGUUGGAUUCAACGAAACUAGUUCCUCGCCAAGUUCCUAACACCGACACACACCGUGGUUCAAGUUUAUCCACUAUACCCGAGGUUCCAAAGACCAUACCAAGACCUGCCAACAACGUAUUACAGAAUACUAAUACCGUCGCACCUGCGAUACCUAACAUUCAUCAAACUCUGAACACCGAGCCGAACGUGUUCCCCAAGUUGACCAUAAACCCAAAAUCGUGUAAUCUUGACGCUGGUGCUAAAUUUCAGAAUAUAUUACCCAAGCCAGUGUACACAGUUAUAAUUUCAAAUACAGCAAGACCUGAAUCAAACACCGCAUUUCCCACGUUAUAUCAGCUCUUGAAACCAAACAUUUCAGUCGCGUGCAGUUCUAUGACGUCGGUAAACCAAACACCGAAAUCUCUCUACGUAGUUCCAGUGUUGAACCAGAAUGUUAGUCCAGCGACAACCAAACUACAACCCACCAGUUAUAUUCAGUUAUAUCCAGUCUUGAAUUCGAACAAUGCUUCAGCUGCAACGAAAAUAUCAUCGUCUCUCCCAGUCUUCGCAGUUUCAACACCAAGCACUAAAGUUUCGAAGAGAAAUUGUGUGAUCGAAGGGCAAGACUGCCCAUCUCAACCAGAACUGAAAUCUACUCAUCCAAUCUCGACAUUGAAAAGUUCCUCAGGUGAUACUAUAAUCCAACCGAGCUCAUCUCAAAGUGUUUCUAGCCCGAAAUCCGCAGGAAUCAGUUCCUCUUCCAAGCCAGAGAAGACUCGCAUCACUCGUAAGCCAAGGUCAAAACAAGUGAAUAUCUCCAUUCCUCAAACGGGGCAGUGUGAUGGCAAUUUGAGCGAUGUGAAAGUGGAAUUGAGCAGAGAAGAACUAUGGAAAUUGUUUCAUGAAGAAGGAAAUGAAAUGAUCGUUUCAAAACAAGGAAGACCAUUGUUUCCAACGCUGGACAUGAAAGUUUCAGGCUUCUGUCCAGACAAGAUGUACAGUGUUGCAGUGAAGUUCGUGUGUGUUGACAAGUAUCGCUACUAUUUCGACACGUCACGCGAGAGCUGGGAUCAAACUAGGCAGAUACAAACCGCAGAUCAUUCGAAGUGUUUUGAACACUCAGAGUCACCUGCGAGCGGAAAGGUUUGGAAUAAAAAACAGUUGGAAUUCGGUGAACUUCGACUCAUUAAUCGUUCAACCAACGUUAAAAAUAUGGUGUUUGCGCCAACCAUGAGAAAGCAUUGUGCCCAGGUGGUAGUUACCAUGCUCCAGUGUUCGCGCUGCCAUGCAAAACAUACACGUCAUAUCAACAUUCCUCUGACCGAGUUUAUCGCUGUUUCAAGUUACUACAGUUUAAAAAUCUCUCAACUAAAGAUAGCCCACAAUCCAAUGGCUAAGAUGAGGGCAGUGACUUAUCCACGCAAGAGAAAGAAUCGUCAGCGAAAGAGUGCUGAGAAUAUCCCGACAAACCAAACAAAAAAGCAAAAGAUUGAUGCAGAUCCUGCGAGUUCAUUCGACAAAAUUACACAGAUCACUUUAUCAGAAUCAAUCCGACUGACCAUUCCUAACAACAAAACCUCAUCUACCACCCCAAGUACCCAAGUAUCCACUGUUUCCGAUUUAGCCACGUCAAGUGUCCUACCGAGUGCAUCGAGUUCCCAGCCUUCCGCUAUAUUAACACCCUAUGUGUUCCAUUCUACAACCCCGAGUACCUCAACUUCCCAGUUGCCCAUCAUGUCGGGUCUAGCCAAUGUAUGUACGCCGACCAUCAAGCGAACAACAGUGAUAUCUUCAACGAUUAAACUUCCAGAAAACCAAGAUAGCCUUUCUCAAACGAUGGCUCGCUCGGAAUAUUCUAAUGUUUUGACAUGUCCGACCACGAAACCAAAAGCACAUAUUCAAAGUGACGAGGACAUUCUUGGAUAUAUAGAGACCUAUCUCUCGCCAUUCCAGACAUCGGAGAAAGACGAAGCAUUCGAUUCGUCCAUUUUUGAUGAACUAACCAAAAUCAACUGUAUUUCAGACAAACUAAAUAGUUUUGAUGACCUCGACUUUGUGCUGACAAAUGUUGCUGAAUGUUAAAGUAUAUGCGCGUGAUAGCUCGUUAUUCGCGUGGUUUAUGAUUAAAAGAGACAAUUGUAAUAUUUUUUCUUUCAUUAUAGAAGUAUUAAAUUUUGUUAUACCAAUUAUCAAUCACUCAAAGUGACUUGUAUUCUUUUUGUUGUUAGAGAUUAUGGUAUCAUUUUGGAUUUGGUUAAAACAUUUUAUCGCGUUUUCCAUUACAAAAAAUGAAUGCAGAAUUCUGCGUCUUGUG
Messenger RNA from Dendronephthya gigantea, 2538 nucleotides. RefSeq lists its product as uncharacterized. The coding region runs from base 9 to 2306 and encodes 765 amino acids. The transcript has 4 exons. NCBI's taxonomy places the organism in Eukaryota, Metazoa, Cnidaria, Anthozoa, Malacalcyonacea, Nephtheidae. Gene Ontology annotation, biological process: cell fate specification; regulation of transcription by RNA polymerase II; positive regulation of DNA-templated transcription. The record is from RefSeq and is a predicted model, not a curated record. Gene Ontology annotation, molecular function: DNA-binding transcription factor activity, RNA polymerase II-specific; RNA polymerase II cis-regulatory region sequence-specific DNA binding. Gene Ontology annotation, cellular component: nucleus.